GUUAUGCGACUGGUCAAGCUGCUCAGUAAGGGUGAAGGCAUUCGAAUCCUCCUUUGGACGUUUGUUAAAUCUCUACAGGCAUUGCCAUAUGUUGGCUUACUCAUUGCCAUGAUCUUUUUCAUCUAUGGUGUGAUUGGGAUGCAGACAUUUGGGAAGAUAGCAAUAGAUGACAGCACAGAGCUCAAUCGAAACAACAAUUUCCAAACCUUUUUCAUGGCUGUACUGUUGCUCUUCAGGUGUGCAACUGGUGAACAGUGGCAGCAGAUCAUGCUUGCAGCACUGCCAGGGCAUCGAUGUGACCCAGAGUCUGACAUUGAGCCGGGAGAGGAGUAUAGCUGCGGAAGCAACCUGGCGUACCUCUAUUUCAUCAGUUUCUUUGCACUCUGUGCCUUCCUGAUCAUUAACUUGUUCAUCGCUGUCAUCAUGGAUAACUUUGAGUAUCUGACAAGAGACUGGACUGUGCUGGGCACUCAUCACCUCGAUGA
This is a messenger RNA of Sinocyclocheilus rhinocerous, 485 nucleotides long. Its product is annotated as voltage-dependent L-type calcium channel subunit alpha-1S-like. Gene Ontology annotation, cellular component: membrane; voltage-gated calcium channel complex. The transcript is spliced from 5 exons. Lineage: Eukaryota; Metazoa; Chordata; Actinopteri; Cypriniformes; Cyprinidae. Gene Ontology annotation, biological process: calcium ion import across plasma membrane. The annotation marks the transcript as partial. Gene Ontology annotation, molecular function: high voltage-gated calcium channel activity. The record is from RefSeq and is a predicted model, not a curated record.